CCCCCCUCCCCGCGCCGCCCGGCAUGGACGGCGGCGGGGGCGGCCCCGAGGGCACCGGCCUGGAUAAGAUGCUCGAGGGCUCCGCUUCCUGCAGAAGAUCCCUGUCCCGGCCGUGAUCCCCAGCCCAGCCCAGCCAGGACUGCCGCGACGCCGCCGGGCUCCGAUGGAAGAGGCGCCGGGCCGGAGCAGCCGCCCCGCGCCCGAGGGAGCCCCAUGAGCCCCCCCAGAUGAGCCAGGCAGCCGAGGGGGAGCCCCCCGGGGCCGGCAUGGCGCAGGAGGGGCCGCCCGCCUUCUACCCCGGCCAGGAGCUGGACCUGUCCACCAAGGCGUACAAGAGGGAGUCCGGGAGCCCCUUCCCGGCGCUGGCGGACGGCAAAGGCCGCCUCCACGAGAGGGAGGAGCAGCCCUUCUUCAGGGAGGGCAGAGCCGCAGGAGAGGUGCGGGCCGUGAAGGAGGACAGGGAAAACUCGGACGACUCCGAGGAGGAGGAGGACGAGGAGGAGGAGGAAGAUGAAGUGACUUACAAAAGGGAGCAGAUAAUAGUGGAGGUAAACCUUAACAACCAAACCUUAAAUGUGUCCAAAGGGGAGAAGGGCGUCCCCUCGCAGUCCAAAGAGACCGCUGUCCUCAAGAGCAGCAGCAGCGAGGAGGAGGAGGAGGAGGAGGAGGGCGACAGCGGCGGGGAGGCCACGGAGGACAGCAACGAUUACGAGGAGAUCGAGAGGCAGAAGAAGAAGGAGAAGAGGGCGGAGAAGGUCAGCGUUGGCCAGAGGAGAAGCAGGAGAGCGGCCGCGGCCGCCGCCGCCUCCCCGGCGCCCCGAGCGACGCGGGGCCGCAGGAAGAGCGCCGAGCCCCCCCGGCGCAAGAAGAAAGCCGCCAAGGAGCCCAAGGCGCCCGUGCAGAAAUCCAAGUGCGAGGAGAAGGAGACUCUGACCUGUGAGAAGUGCCCCAGGGUGUUCAACACGCGCUGGUACCUGGAGAAGCACAUGAACGUCACCCACAGGCGGAUGCAGAUCUGCGACAAGUGUGGGAAGAAGUUUGUGCUGGAGAGCGAGCUGUCCCUCCACCAGCAAACUGACUGUGAGAAAAACAUCCAGUGCGUGUCCUGCAACAAAUCCUUCAAGAAGCUCUGGUCCCUCCACGAGCACAUCAAGAUCGUGCACGGCUACGCCGAGAAGAAGUUCUCCUGCGAGAUCUGCGAGAAGAAGUUCUACACCAUGGCCCACGUGCGCAAACACAUGGUCGCCCACACGAAGGACAUGCCCUUCACCUGCGAGACCUGCGGCAAGUCCUUCAAGCGCAGCAUGUCCCUCAAGGUGCAUUCCCUGCAGCACUCCGGGGAGAAGCCCUUCCGCUGCGAGAACUGCGACGAGAGGUUCCAGUACAAGUACCAGCUGCGCUCGCACAUGAGCAUCCACAUCGGGCACAAGCAGUUCAUGUGCCAGUGGUGCGGCAAGGACUUCAACAUGAAGCAGUAUUUCGACGAGCACAUGAAAACCCACACCGGGGAGAAGCCGUUCAUCUGCGAGAUCUGCGGCAAGAGCUUCACCAGCCGGCCCAACAUGAAGCGGCACCGGCGCACGCACACGGGCGAGAAGCCGUACCCGUGCGACGUGUGCGGGCAGCGCUUCCGCUUCUCCAACAUGCUCAAGGCGCACAAGGAGAAAUGCUUCCGCCUCACCGGGCCCGGCCCCGCGCCGCCGCCUCCCGGCCCCUCGGCCGCGCCCUGCCCGUGCCCGUGCCCCCCGCCCGCGCCGCGCCCUGUCCCGCACCCCUACGGCCCCCUGGCGCUGCCGCCCCACGGGCACCCCGGGCACCACGCGCAGCACCUGCCCGCGCCGCACCUGCCGCCGCCGCCCGCCCUCUUCAAGAGCGAGCCGCCCAACCACCGCGGGCACCACGGGCACGGCGCCGCCGACGGCUUCCUGCGGCACCUGGACAAGGGCGGCGCGGCGCAGCCACACUGACGGAAAGGGUUUGGGAAUCCGGGAUCCGGGAUGGGAGCGACGCCCUGAGCCCCACGGCACCGCCAAUGGAUUCCUGCGGCACCUGGACAAGGGCGGCGCAGCCACACUGACAGAGAGAGUUUGGGAAUCUGGGAUCCAGGAGCGAUGCCCUGAGCCCCACGGCACCGCCAAUGGAUUCCUGCGGCACCUGGACAAGGGCGGCGCGGCGCAGCCGCACUGACAGAGAGAGCUUGGGAAUCCGGGAUCCGGGAUGGGAGCGACGCCCUGAGCCCCACGGCACCGCCAAUGGAUUCCUGCGACACCUGGACAAGGGCGGCACGGCCACACUGACAGAGAGAGCUUGGGAAUCUGGGAUCCAGGAGCGAUGCCCUGAGCCCCACGGCACCGCCAAUGGCUCCCUGCAGCACCUGGACAAGGGCGGCGCAGCCACACUGACGGAGCAGGUUUGGGAAUCCGGGAUCCGGGAUGGGAGCGACGCCCUGAGCCACGGUGGCACCGACAGAUUCCUGCGGCACCUGGACAAGGGCAGCGCAGCCACACUGGCGGAGCGGCUUUGGGAAUCCGGGAUCCAGGGGCGAUGCCCUGAGCCCCACGGCUGCACCGACGGCUCCCGGACGAGGAAAGGGACAGCCGCUGAGUGACGCGGCCUGGGAUCCAGGUUUGGGGGCUGGGAUCCAGGUUUGGGGGCUGGGAUCGGAUCUGGGACCCAGGUUUGGGAUCUGGGAUCGGAUCUGGGACCCAGGUUUGGGGUCUGGGAUCUGAUCUGGGACCCAGGUUUGGGGUCUGGGACCUGGGACCCAGGUUUGGAUGUAGGAUCUGAUCUGGGACCCAGGUUUGGGGUCUGGGAUCCGAUCUGGGACCCAGGUUUGGGGUCUGGGAUCUGAUCUGGGACCCAGGUUUGGGAUGUGGGAUGGGAUCCAGCCCCUGAACCACGGCGAUGGCUCCCGGUGGCCCCAGGACAAGGCCGGCACAGCCACAGUGACUGACACACGCUCCGGGGUCUGGGAUCCGAUCUGGGAGCCAGCUUUGGGAUCUGGGUCUGGGAUCCAGGAUCCCCCUUUGGGAUCCCCCUUUGGGAUCCAGGAUCCCCCUUUGGAUCCGCCCUCUCCCCGCUCCUGCCCCAGCCCCUCCCCAGGAGCCCCCAGGACUGAAAUCCCCCAAAUUUGUGUUUUCCCGGUGACUUUUUCUAAAGCCCAGCUCCCGAGCCCGCUGGAAUUUUCUAAUUUCCUAUCAGCUGACGAGGUUUGCUUGGCUUUUAUAUCCCGGCCCCCUCCUCAAAGAGGAGGCGGGCGCGGGGCUCUUUGUACUAAUGGGAAAGGCUGUGAGUUAAUUAAUACAGAGCAUUAAUGAUCACUGUGUACGUAAUGAUUCCUUUCAGCACCCCGAGCCCGGAGCGUUCCUCCAGAAAAGAAAAAUAAAAAAAGCGGAAAAAAAAGGAAAAAAAAAAAAAACCCAAAAAACUUUUUUUUUUUUUUUGUGUAGCUCUCCUAACACACUUCUUUAUUUUA
Messenger RNA from Hirundo rustica (Barn swallow), 3475 nucleotides. It is a transcript of the gene ZNF652, whose product is annotated as zinc finger protein 652. The record is from RefSeq and is a predicted model, not a curated record. Lineage: Eukaryota; Metazoa; Chordata; Aves; Passeriformes; Hirundinidae. Gene Ontology annotation, cellular component: nucleus. Gene Ontology annotation, molecular function: RNA polymerase II cis-regulatory region sequence-specific DNA binding; DNA-binding transcription activator activity, RNA polymerase II-specific. Gene Ontology annotation, biological process: regulation of transcription by RNA polymerase II. The transcript has 6 exons. Bases 228 to 1967 code for a protein of 579 amino acids.